AUGGCUCCUGUGGUCCUCAUCCUCGGCUCUGGUCCUCGCGUUGGUGCAUCUGUUGCCCAGGCUUUCAAGGACAGCGGCUACAGCGUCGCUCUUGCGUCCCGUAAAGGCACCAACAGCAAGACCGAAGAAGGAUACUUCUCCAUUAAAGCCGACUUUGCGUCUCCUUCCAGCCUGCCCGAUGUCUUCUCUGCCGUCAAGUCGGAGUUUGGCUCUGCCCCAAGCAUCGUCAUCUACAACGCUGCCGCCCUGACUCCUCCUUCAGACCCGACCUCUGUCUUAUCCGUCUCUGCCGAGGCUGUCACCAAGGACUUGAAUAUCAAUGUUGUCAGCCCGUACGUGGCGGCACAGCAGGCGCUCGCAGCCUGGGAGACACUUCCCGAAGACACUAAGAAGACCUUCAUCUACACUGGCAACGCCCAGAACGAACUCAUCAUCCCCAUGCCGCCCAUGAUGAACUUGGGUGUCGGCAAGGCUGCAAGCGCGUACUGGGUCGGUCUUGCUGACACGCUGUACAAGUCCAAAGGCUACCGAUUCUUCUACGCUGAUGAACGUCAUCCUGAUGGCAAGUUCAAGGGUAUGGCGCUCGAUGGCCCUGCCCAUGGCGAGUACUAUCCACAGUUGGCGCAGCACCCUGAGGGCGUGCCAUGGCAGGCCACUUUCGUGAAGGGUCAGGGAUAUGCCUCUUUCAAGUGA
Molecule: messenger RNA, 693 nt
Organism: Alternaria burnsii
Lineage: Eukaryota; Fungi; Ascomycota; Dothideomycetes; Pleosporales; Pleosporaceae
Exons: 2
Coding region: 1-693 (230 amino acids)
Source: RefSeq, a predicted model, not a curated record